UAUAUAAACAAAAUGUUCAGCUUGAGCGGCUACGACGGCGAAGCUGUGGGGUUCGACUCCGUCUCCACGACCGCCAACCCCAGAGCUACGAGCUCCGCGCAGACCACCGAGUACGAGCAGAGGGACGCCGCAGCCCAGACCGGCCGGGCCCGGGACGUCGGCUGCACGGCGCGGCCCGCGGACGACGCCGGCGCGGCGGUGGAGCCCGAGCCACCCGGCCUCGCCGACUUCCUGCACCGCGUGGCCCCCCUCGUCCUGCAGCAGCUCGACCGAGGCGACGCGGACUUCCUCGACCCCUCCUCCGACUCCGACGAGGAGGAGACGCCCACCGCGCGCCUGCUACAGGAGAUCCCGGGCCCGGAGCGCGCCGGCGCCGGCGACGACGUCCUGAGCCUCAGCUGGAGCGGUGGCGGCACCUCGCUGGCGGCGUCGCGCGGUCACCUCGUGCACGACGCGUGGUGCCGCGGCCCGGGCGGCGUCAAAGUGUUCGCGCCGGGCCGGGGUGCCGCCGCUCUCGCGCCCCAGCUCGAGAUCCCGGAGCGGAGCUGCGUCACGGCGCUGCGGUACCACCCCGCCGGCGCCGCGCUGCUGGCGUACGGCACGGCGGCGGGCGACGUGGUGGUGUGCGAGCUGGGGGAGGGCGGUGCCCGCCCGCUCCCCACCCCGCCGCCCCGUCACGCCGCGCGCCGCGUCGCCGCCCUGCACUGGGCCGACGCCGCCGUCGCCAACUCGCUCCUGUUGAUGCACGUCAAAAACAAAGCGAUAAGGCGGGGAGCCGCCGACCAGGUUCUGGUAUCGGGCGGCGCCGCCGGCACCGUGAACGCGUGGCGGGUGAACGCGGCUCGGGACGUGUUCGAGCUCAUCACCGGCUACCGGGCGGGCAGCGCGCGGGGGCGGGACGCGCCCGACAUCACGUGCCUGGACUUCGCCCGGGCCGCGCCAGGGGGCGAGGGUGCCCUGUUCGUGGCGGGCACCAGCACGGGGCGGCUGCUCGUGUGCCACGCGGUGGAGGAGGAGGACCCCGCACGCGCCGAGUUGGCCGGCCCCGCCGCCUGCGUGCUCGACGUGGCCUUCGCGCCGCACCGGCCGGCGAUCUUCGUGGCCCUCUCCAUGGACUCGGAGCUGCGCGUGUACGAUGUCAAUCGGGAGAGUCCGCUGAAGGUGGUGUCGGCGGAGGCGUGCGUGUCGUGCGUGCGGUGGGUGUGGGGGUGGUGGGUGGUGGUGGGGCUAGCGGGCGGUGCGGAAUCGCUGCGCGUGUACAGCGUGGCCGACGGGCGCGCGCUGCCGGUGGCGGGCCUGGGCCCCCGCGCCGACGUCACGUGCCUCGACGUUACGCACAAAGGACUCCGUAUUGCUGCCGGCGAUAAGGAGGGCAACAUAAGAGUUUGGGAGCUUCCACCUCUUCGAAAUAAGUUUAACUGUGAAAACUGGGUGUAG
Molecule: messenger RNA, 1437 nt
Organism: Aricia agestis (brown argus)
Lineage: Eukaryota; Metazoa; Arthropoda; Insecta; Lepidoptera; Lycaenidae
Exons: 4
Coding region: 13-1437 (474 amino acids)
Biological process (GO): intraciliary transport
Cellular component (GO): cytoplasmic dynein complex; ciliary plasm
Molecular function (GO): dynein light chain binding; dynein heavy chain binding
Source: RefSeq, a predicted model, not a curated record